CGUGGAACACAACUGAAGCGAAAGACAACAUUCGAUAAACACGAUGCAAGAAACAUAAACCAUUAUCCAGCAUGUCAUAAGUAAACAACGUUCUCAAUGUGGAAACCGAUAACACUUCUGUGCAUACUUCUUCUUCCAUGCGUUUCAUGUACAUUAACCCGAGACGGCGGGUCUUAUGAUGAAGAAGCUGAAGAAGAAACGAGAAACAUAAAUCAUCUGAAGAAAUUAUUGAACCAGGUAUCAAGUAAAUUGCGUUCUGCAAAAGAGGCUGACAAAAGGAAUGACGAGAAGAGAAGGCUGAAAGAUGUGGGGGACAGAAAGUCUACAGACCUCAAUAAUGAAGUAUCACCUGAUGGCAAGUCUAGUUCUUCAAGUGAUCAACGCAAGACUGAAUCAUCGAAUGACAAUCCAAAGUCAUCCAGAGGGAAGAUUCAACCAUAUAAAGGCAAACAGGACAAGACUAAAUCAUCAGGUGGCAAGCCUCAACUGCCAAAUAAAAUCGACCUAUCAGCAAUACUGAAUAAAAUGAUGUCAAAGUCAUCAAAAACCAAGUCCAAACCAUGCAUUUGCAAGUCAAAUUCAGCUCAUGUCAAGGUAAAACUAUCGAAUGGCAAGCAGGGCAAGACUGGAUCAUCUACUUUCAAAAAACCACUAACUGGUGACCAAAAUCAACAAAGCCGAGGUCAAACUACAGAGGUAAAGGAAGUGGAUAGUGAUAAUACUAAAUCAUCUCGUGUAACACCGAAAUCAUCUGAUACCAAGUCCUCUGGCAGGUCAUCAGACACUAACCAAGUUGAUGUCAUCAUGUCAAAAGGCAAAUCAAAAAGGAAACAUGUUGAUGAUGAUGAAGACGACCUUAGGUCAAGAAAAGGCAAAUCAAAAAGGAAAGAUGAUGAUGAUAAGGAAGACGACCUCAGGUCAAGAAAAGGCAAAUCAAAAAGGAAAGAUGAUGAUGAUAAGGAAGACGACCUCAGGUCAAGAAAAGGCAAAUCAAAAAGGAAAGAUGAUGAUGAUGAUAAGGAAGAUGACCUCAGGUCAAGAAAAGGCAAAUCAAAAAGGAAAGAUGAUGAUGAUAAGGAAGAUGACCUCAGGUCAAGAAAAGGAAAAUCAAAAAGGAAAGAUGAUGAUGAUAAGGAAGAUGACCUCAGGUCAAGAAAAGGAAAAUCAAAAAGGAAAGAUGAUGAUGAUAAGGAAGAUGACCUCAGGUCAAGAAAAGGAAAAUCAAAAAGGAAAGAUGAUGAUGAUAAGGAAGAUGACCUCAGGUCAAGAAAAGGCAAAUCAAAAAGGAAAGAUGAUGAUGAUAAGGAAGAUGACCUCAGGUCAAGAAAAGGCAAAUCAAAAUGGAAAGAUGAUGAUGAUAAGGAAGAUGACCUCAGGUCAAGAAAAGGCAAAUCAAAAAGGAAAGAUGAUGAUGAUAAGGAAGAUGACCUCAGGUCAAGAAAAGGAAAAUCAAAAAGGAAAGAUGAUGAUGAUAAGGAAGAUGACCUCAGGUCAAGAAAAGGAAAAUCAAAAUGGAAAGAUGAUGAUGAUACGGAAGAUGACCUCAGGUCAAGAAAAGGAAAAUCAAAAUGGAAAGAUGAUGAUGAUACGGAAGAUGACCUCAGGUCAAGAAAAGGAAAAUCAAAAUGGAAAGAUGAUGAUGAUACGGAAGAUGACCUCAGGUCAAGAAAAGGAAAAUCAAAAUGGAAAGAUGAUGAUGAUACGGAAGAUGACCUCAGGUCAAGAAAAGGCAAAUCAAAAAGGAAAGAUGAUGAUGAUAAGGAAGAUGACCUCAGGUCAAGAAAAGGCAAAUCAAAAAGGAAAGAUGAUGAUGAUAAGGAAGAUGACCUCAGGUCAAGAAAAGGCAAAUCAAAAUGGAAAGAUGAUGAUGAAGACAACCUAUAG
Haliotis rufescens (red abalone) is the source of this 1884-nucleotide messenger RNA. RefSeq names its product cylicin-2-like. The transcript has 4 exons. Bases 97 to 1884 code for a protein of 595 amino acids. NCBI's taxonomy places the organism in Eukaryota, Metazoa, Mollusca, Gastropoda, Lepetellida, Haliotidae. The record is from RefSeq and is a predicted model, not a curated record.